Saccostrea cuccullata (small rock oyster) is the source of this 1024-nucleotide messenger RNA. RefSeq lists its product as uncharacterized. The coding region runs from base 162 to 869 and encodes 235 amino acids. The record is from RefSeq and is a predicted model, not a curated record. Gene Ontology annotation, cellular component: membrane. The transcript has 3 exons. NCBI's taxonomy places the organism in Eukaryota, Metazoa, Mollusca, Bivalvia, Ostreida, Ostreidae.
AACUAGCAGCUGGAGCAAUUAGCACAAAUUAACGAAAUACAUGGUGGUUAUAUGUAGAGACUACUCGCAACUGCGAGCAAUUAUCGAUACUACUGCGAUAUUUAAAUGUACACACCGACAACUCGAGGGAAAACAGUCGUGUGAGUGAGGCAUACGGCUUCAUGCACUGGAAUUCUGUAAACAUGGAUGAGAUUAAGUUUAAAGAAAUCUUUAUCGGAAACGAAAAGGGAAAAGAACGUAGCUAUCUUGGAUUAUUUUUACACAUCUUGUCCAUUGUGCUGUUCACUGUAUCGACCAUUACAGACGCCAUACUAGCAGAAGAAUAUUUGUCCAGGGGGAUGCUCACGCCAUUUCAACUGACCAUUUCCGUCUUAGUGUCUUCUUCGGUGGUCAUCGGUGGGAUUAGCAUGCUAUGGCAGACGAAAAUAAAAACGAAGAACAGUCCCCAAAAUUACUGCUUUUUGAUAAUCAGCAUUCCAUGCGCUUGUUUUGUGAGGGAAGUUAAAUAUGUAUUGGGAUGUUACGGAGACUGGAUUUUGGAUUCCUAUGAGAUUCGACAUCUGAGAACGUACACAGUUCUUCUAUUCUCACUGCCGUCGUUUCUGUUACAGAGUUAUCUUUCCAUGAUGGACGAAACAAAUUUUAUUCGAAGAACAACCAUGGGUCUUUCAGUGAUACUUAUCAUUUGGUAUUUGCUUGUAUGGUCAAACCUCAAAGAGCCUACGUCACUUCCUACCAGUAAAAACUGUCCAGAAAGGAAAAGGACAAGUCACAAAUUCAAGAGUGCAAUAUCUUUGUUUUUAUUUAUUUUGAUUGGUGCUGUAACGUUUUUAUCAUUACGAUGCUUUAGGCUGGGCAUAAUGACAUGAAAGUCUUCCCUUUUCUCAUUUAUUGAUUCCAAGAUUCCAAGACAAAAUCAGCUAUACCCCAUUCCGAAAGUUAGUUCAACAAAGUUGUAUGGGGAUAAGAUUAAAAUAAGGAGGUCAUACUCUUGCCAGUCUUGGCAGUAUUAUAGAAUUAAUUA